Glycine soja is the source of this 2393-nucleotide messenger RNA. Its product is annotated as protein MAIN-LIKE 1-like. Lineage: Eukaryota; Viridiplantae; Streptophyta; Magnoliopsida; Fabales; Fabaceae. The transcript is spliced from 7 exons. The record is from RefSeq and is a predicted model, not a curated record. The coding region runs from base 113 to 1027 and encodes 304 amino acids.
UCUCCUCUGUUCCCUUCGUUCGCUGCUAUUCACAUCUCUAUGCAUUCUUUUUCAAUUUCAUUUAUUUGUUCUCAGCACUUCUUCUCUCCGUCGCCGGAAUAUCCUUUCUCCGAUGAGAAAAUCCACCAGAAUCUCCGCCAUCGGCCUCUCAAAUCCUCCAGAAGGACCAGAACCGACGAAGCCUUUCAGCACUCGAUUUUCCCUGCGGUCGUACGCGAGGCGCGUGCAGCUGCUCACACCGCAGCAGAGAUCCGCGGUUUCGCGAACGGGCUUCGGGAACCUUCUCCUCGUUCCGAACCACACGCUGCUGAACAAGGUGUUCCUCACGGAGCUCAUGGACGCGUGGAGCCGCGAGCGGCGCCCGUUUGUGCUACGCUCCGGCGAAGAAAUUCGGAUGACUCUGCUCGACGCCGCUCUUAUACUUGGCCUGCCGGUUGCCGGUAGCCCCGUGAGUUUCACCGAAGAGGAACCGUUCUCUGAUUUAGAAGAGUCGUACGGAGCAACGAAAGCAAAAAGGAAGGUGGCGAUGAGUUUUCUGGAAAAUAGGUUGGAUUGGAUUGGGGAAGAUGUGAGUGAGGAUUUUGUGAGGUGCUUCUUGCUCUACACGAUAGGGACGUUUCUCGCUUCGAACGAUGGGAAGGUGGAUUCGCGUUUCUUGCGGUUUUUUGAGGAUUUGGAUGAGGUCUCGGGUUUUGCUUGGGGAGCUGCUGUUGUUGAUGAUUUGUGUCAGUGGCUGGAUAAGAGGAAGGAGCAUAAUGUGCGGUUAGUACGGCCACAAUUGCAAGAUCAUGAUUUGACCUUUCCUCGUGUGUGUCGAUGGGAUAAUACAAAAUCUAAGCGGGGUACUUCAUGGUUUAAAGACUUGGAUGAUGACCAGGUGAUUUGGAAACUCGAACCUACUUCUGGAGAGUUACAGAUAGAGGUAAUCAAAGAAGCACUUGAUUUGCUAGGUGACAACAAAGAGCUUCAAAGUGUAGAAAGCAGUUCAAUUAGCACACCAUCUAGUGAGCCUGCAGUUUCUGCUUGAACUGCAGGUGAUCCUGCUCCUAAAAGUUUAUAGGAGGAGUUGCUCCAUUCUAAGGUUAGUGCAUGCCACCAGCCACAGCAAACUUGAGAGUCAAGACAAUCUUAUCCUUUGAGCCAAACCUUAUUUGACACGAUUUUAAUGUUGGACUGUUGGUAUUCAAUCCAAGUCAUCAAUUCAAAUGGUUACAGCUUAGUAUCGAGAAAGAAGUACAUAGAGUGGACGAGGAUGAUUUGGAGAAUCAGGUAGUGGAGGACACCCCCACAAAGUUGAGCACUUGUGAUGAAGAAUAUAGAGAGCAAAUCAAUCCCGAAAACCUGAUGGUGUUGGACACUCCCCCGGAUUUAACCAUUUGUGACAAAGUAGGUAGAGAGCAAGAAAUGAAUCUUGAAAACCUGGCAGUGGUAGUUGAGGAUACCCCUACAACUACCAGUAUUGCUGACAAAGUAGGCGGAGAUCAAGAGGUCAACAGUGAAAAACUCAUAGUGGAGGAUACUCCCCUGAAUUACAUUUGUGACAAAGUAUGUCGAGAGCAAGAAAUGAAUCUUGAAAACCUGGAAGUGCUAGUUGAUGAUGCCCCCACAACUAUCAGUAUUGCUAAUGAAGGAGGCGGAGAUCAGGAGUUCAAUGGUGAAAAACUCAUAGUGGAGGAUACUCCCCCUGAGUUGAGCUUUUAUGAUGAUGAUAUAACAAAGAAGAAUGUCAUGUUAGAAGUGGAAAACACUGAAUUGAAGAUGAAAAUAGACCAAGUAAUGGAGGAAAAUGAACUUCUCUAUACACAGAUUUUAUCAAAUACCCGAUUUGAAGAGCAGAACAAUGAGUUAAAGAAAGAGCUGGACUUGUUGAGAGAAGAAAACAGAAUUUUAAGACUGUCAAUAAGUAGUUUUGCAGACCGGAUUGAUAGACAUAUUUUGGAUUUCGAAUCUAAUGCAACUAAGUAAACAUGCUAUCCUUGAAUUUCACCCCAUAACUUAACUAGCUGCUUAUAAAGCUAGAGCUGUGAUACCCAAACAAACCCUAAAUUUCAGACCUUGAUGCAGUCGCAACCCUGAUCAAUCCCAGUUCUUCCGCAAAGUAUGGAAUUUUGGGUAACCAAGUGUGUAUAUAUAUUGUUAAGGUAAACAGACAUCAUUCAUUCUAAUUUAGGAGUGGUUAGUAUUAGGAGGUUUCUUUUUAAGUGAAACCAUGAAAUUCAUGCGAGGCAAACAGAACUAUUUGUUUUCUUUGUUGUAUAUUAUGUAGCAGAUGUAGCAGAUAGCACAUGUACUUCUCCAAACACAAGUUGUUGGAGUUCAAAUGGCAUAUAGUUAUCCUUUACUUUUCAUGAGCAUUAUGAGGCCUAACAACGAGUCACUGUAAACUUUCUUUA